CAAAAAUCAACCUAAGUCAUGAGUGCCUGUGUAGAAGAAACGGCUUUCUCGAAAACGAAGGAGACCACCAGGAUUGUAAUUAUCGGAGCAGGUGCAUCUGGAAUUGCGGCUGCCACUAAGCUUUUGGAGCAAGGAUUCAAGAAUGUCCAGCUUUUCGAGGCAGAGGAUCGGAUCGGAGGUCGCAUAAACACUGUUCCAUUUGCGAAUAGCUUUGUGGACCUGGGAGCUCAGUGGUGUCACGGGGAAGAGGGCAAUGUGGUCUACGAGACGGUUAAGGACUUGGAUGUCCUCGACAGGACCGGCGACUUUGCCGUUUACUUUGUGCGAUCCAACAAGGAAAUCCUCUCCGACGAACAGACCAAGGUUCUAAAGGAAUUUAAGGAUGAAUUUGAAGUAAAACCAGACUGUGAGGGAUCCGUUGGCGACGCGUUAAACGAAAGUUAUUGGAAGGAGGUGGGCCAGAAGGCGUUUCCAGACAACAGGACCAUUGCUAAGGAGGCUCUUGACUGCAUGAAAAGGCACAUUUGCAGUGAGGAUGCCUGCGAUACCGUGUCUGAACUUUCGCCUCGCAACUAUUUGAACUUCCAUCAAUCCGGUGGCGAUCAGAAUCUCAGCUGGCGGCAGAAGGGCUUCUGGAAGUUCCUGAGCAUAUUGCUGAAUGCCAACGAGGAUCAACCCGGGGAUCAAGGAGUCCUUAAAGGACACGUGCACCUCAACAAAAGAAUUGCUGAGAUCAAUUGGUCAGGAAGCGGGGAAACAACUCUGCGCUGCUGGAACGGUCAGAUAGUAUCAGCUGAUCACGUAAUCUGUACCGUCUCCCUGGGAGUUCUCAAGGAGAAGCAUCCAAAGCUCUUUGUUCCAGCUCUUCCAGCUGACAAAGUUAGGUCCAUUACAGGUCUAAAGCUUGGUACAGUGAACAAGUUCCUUCUGGAAUUCGAAGUGCAGCCAUUCCCAGAGGAGAUGAGGGGCAUAGCUUGCCUUUGGUUGGAAGAAGACCUCAAGGAGUUGCGAGGUAGCAAGUUCUUCUGGUUGGAGAGCAUCUGCGGAUUUCAUCGGGUGGAUCGUCAACCGCUGUUACUGGAGGGAUGGAUCAUUGGAGCCCACGCCCGCUACAUGGAAACCCUCAGCGAGGAAAAGGUCCUCGAAGGUCUCAUGUGGCUCUUCAGGAAGUUCCUUAGCUUCAGCGUUCCCUAUCCCAAAAAUCUCUUACGCUCACAGUGGCACUCCAAUCCGAAUUUCCGGGGCAGCUACAGUUGCUACCCCACCUAUGCAGAUGAACUUCGCACGGGGCGCACGGAUUUGGGGUCACCACUGGUUCAUGUCUCCGGAAGACCAAGGGUUCAGUUCGCCGGAGAGGCCACGAGUCAAACCCACUUCUCCACGGUUCAUGGAGCCACUGAAUCAGGAUGGCGCGAGGCCGAUCGACUCAUUGAAUUCUACAAAGGACGAGCUGAAAACUAGCAAAAGUGACAAAAAAAAAAAAUAUGGCAGUAACGAAGCUUUAACAAAAAAAAUAUUUAAACAUGCAUUAUAAAUUACAUUUUAUUAUCAAGUCACCAAAAAAAAGCACACACAACAUAAUAAAAAAAAAUUAUUUUAUUAAUUUAAUCUACUCAAUGCAACAGAGCCCAAUUAAUUUAUGUAAUCAAAUAAAAUUAUAAACAUUUUAA
Molecule: messenger RNA, 1670 nt
Organism: Drosophila ficusphila
Lineage: Eukaryota; Metazoa; Arthropoda; Insecta; Diptera; Drosophilidae
Product: spermine oxidase
Exons: 1
Coding region: 19-1461 (480 amino acids)
Molecular function (GO): polyamine oxidase activity
Source: RefSeq, a predicted model, not a curated record